Messenger RNA from Triplophysa dalaica, 4415 nucleotides. It is a transcript of the gene ormdl3, whose product is annotated as ORMDL sphingolipid biosynthesis regulator 3. Bases 299 to 760 code for a protein of 153 amino acids. Gene Ontology annotation, biological process: intracellular sphingolipid homeostasis; ceramide metabolic process; negative regulation of ceramide biosynthetic process. The record is from RefSeq and is a predicted model, not a curated record. Gene Ontology annotation, cellular component: endoplasmic reticulum membrane. The transcript is spliced from 4 exons. NCBI's taxonomy places the organism in Eukaryota, Metazoa, Chordata, Actinopteri, Cypriniformes, Nemacheilidae.
GAUGACGUGAAUCGAUGAAGUCUUGCUGUGUGUUUUCACCAUCUGUUUGUACAGGAACAAAGUGCUAUAAAGCAAACGUGACGGAAUAAACAGACGUGUCAGCUUUCGACUGGGUUUCCGAACCAUAGCGACUUUGAAGAGUGCUCUCCGGAGCAGGAGAUUUCCAUAUAAGGUUGACCAGCCAGGCAGAAAUAGCGAUUAUUUGCGGACUGGUUUACGUGAGGACUCGGAAUUCUGGGGGACCCUUAAAGGAGACUCGAAAGAGACUUUACUGUGCGCAGUAGUUCGGAGCGCGAGGAUGAAUGUGGGCACGGCGCACAGUGAAGUGAAUCCAAAUACGCGCGUGAUGAACAGCAGGGGCAUGUGGCUCUCCUAUGUGCUUGGGAUCGGCCUGCUGCACAUCAUAUUGCUCAGCAUACCCUUCGUCAGCGUACCUGUUGUUUGGAGUCUCACCAAUCUCAUCCACAACAUGUGCAUGUACAUCUUCCUGCACACGGUCAAAGGGACGCCAUUUGAAACCCCGGACCAAGGCAAGGCCCGGCUGCUGACCCACUGGGAACAGAUGGACUAUGGCGUCCAGUUCACCGCCUCACGGAAGUUUCUUACCAUCACACCUAUUAUACUGUAUUUCCUCACCAGUUUCUAUACGAAGUAUGACUGGGUCCACUUCCUCAUCAACACCAUUUCCCUGCUCACUGUUCUUAUCCCCAAACUGCCUCAGUUUCACGGGGUGCGUCUCUUUGGGAUUAAUAAAUACUGAUGAGGCCGCAGGACCAGAAGGGGUUCCAUUACCUGUUUUAUGUCCAGCUCGCUGGACGUCAGCGCUCUUUGAUCUUCGGCCCAAGAGGAUCCGUUGUGUAUGUGAGGUUGACACACAGAACCCUUUAAUGAAUUUCCGUGAGACUUUUAUGAGAGGGGAAGUGUGGGGUUUCAUUGGGUACUCUGGUGCUUUGAGCGGCCGAAUAAUCUGCUAUGUAUCACGUUUUACGAUGCUCUUUGUGUUACAUCUGGUAAAUAUACAAAUAGUUUUGUAACACCAGCUGAUUGCAGCAGACGCUAUUUUAUGUAGAUGGUCUCUGGAGAUGUUAGGACCACUGUUCUAUUGUGUUGAAAUCGAGAUAUUGCUAAAGCAGUGUUGCUUAUCAGCAUUGCGUAAAUCAUCGGACCUGAGCGCUUGCAGUCACUUGGCAGAGAUGCAUCGACUGUAAUGAAUCCAGUUGGUCCAGAUUUUCACGGUGUGCUGCUUUGUUGGACGAUUUGUAGCUACAAGAACAGUAAUUUCAGGUUGAGUGUGAAAAACAGCAACGGUAGCUUUAAUCAAGUAGUUGGACAUUAUGUCUUGCUAAGUAAGAUCUAUGCCAGCCCUGCAUUUGAAAUGCCUUAUCUAUAGACACAUUAUAGAUUUCAAACAAAUCCAGUGCAGUUUUAUGUAAUUUUUAUAUAUUUUUAAACAGAAUUAUACGCAUGUGGGGUGUUGUGCUACAUCUGUGAUGUUCAAGAGCUGCGGUAGUGUUUUAACCAACAUUUGUCUUUCGUGCAACAUGAGUGUUAAGUAACAAGAUGAACCUGUUAACUUGUCAACUAGACAUUGUGCUUGUGGUUAGCUCUGGCACGGUAUGUUCCAGUGCAAAGACCUUAACGUACUGUGCUGAGGAGGAGAACAUUUUGGUGAAGCAUCAAAAAAAUGUGAAUGGUGAGACGAUCAAGUGCUUUGAUGUUUACGGCCAAAUAGCAUGUCUCUUCAUUAGAGCAUCACUAUAGGGCAGGGGUCAGCAGCGACGUUGAAACGUUUGCUUAUAAUGCGGGGCCUCAGUACCAACACAUGAACAAUAAAAAAGCGAAUUCAGCUUCCCCUUUUUUGAAGGUGCCAUGCUUCGUCUCAUGGUGCCUUCUAAUAUUAUAUUCUUUGCAAAAAGCGACAACUUCGUUGCAGAUAAGAAAUCUAGGUUGGAUGCAUGCUUAGGUGUCUUUCAAUUCCUCUUUGUAUGCCCUAUUUUCGCUGUCAACUGUCCUCUUUUGACUCUUCGGUAUUGCCAUUUUCUUUUAACAUCUAGCUAGCUUAAAUGUUAACAUCACUCUGCACACAACCUAAUAGCGUACACACAGCAGGCAAAAAAUUACAAUUAUUUAACUAUUAUGUAAUUAUAUAUAUUUAUUUAAUAACUACAUUUUUAAAAGUAGGCUAUUGUAGUUGCAUUUAAUUUCUUAAAUUAUCCUUUGACUAUGUUCUGGCCCACCAUCUAGCGGCAAAUUAGUUUUUUUGACACGAUGCCAAACUUACAUGCCGACCCCUGCUAUAGGGACUAAUGUCAUGUCUGGAUAGUGGAUAAGCAGUCCCUGUUAAUAUGAUGUUUUGCAUUCUAGUACACGUGGAAUUAUUCAUAUUUUGUUCUGAUUUUUGUAGCAGAAAAUGUUUAGCUGUUUUUUUUUUAAUUGGGAAGUGUGAGGUGUUUGACUAACCUUGAUAUGCACUUUUACUGAGUUGAACGAUGUUCUUUGCCUUUGUGUAGCAUAACAUUUCAUCGUCUUGUUUUUUGUAACAGAUUAUUGUACAUAAGUGGUGUCAAAGCAGUACACGGUUCGAGCAUGAUGCUCUAUUUCGGCUUUUCUUCAAAGGUACAGAGGAGAAGUUAUUACAUAAUCGAGCAAAUUAAUUGAGGUCUGUAUUUCAGUAGAAAAUGUACAGCAUAUAGUUAGUAUUUGUAAAUUAUAUUAAUUAUUUCUGUAUAUUUUUCAUUUCAUGUGUCAUAAUUAUUGACAUUAUCAGUGUUUAAAAAAAUCAUUUUUUUACAAAAUAAUCGUAUUUUUAUUUAUUUUUGGAUUAAGGAGAAGUUUAGAUCCAGUGGCAUACCUGGCAUAUCUGAUCCAGGUAGUCCACAACUAAAAAGGUGCUUACACUGGUUUUUCACAUGUAUUGCACCAAAUAAGAAUUUGGUUCAUGAUUUGUAAUUUGUGAUAUUGAUUUGUUGUGAUUGAAGUGACUCAGUAAGUGACGAUUGACUAGGUGCGUGAUGUCAUGAUCUGGGAUAACGUCCACUCAUUGUUUCAUGUGAAACAGAGCAUGUACAGUAUACAAACCUUUAAUGACGUUUAAUGUUUUUGUUGAUGUGUACUGUUGUCACAUUUGGACACAGGGAUAUGUUUUUUUAGACAUGAUAAAAAUAUUACAAGUGCAGUAUUUCCAUUAAGGGAGAGGUUUAACAAAUCUAGAAGAAUUCACAAUCAUCUCGUCCCUUUGGUUUAAAUGAAAGUGAUUUUUGUCGGUACGCUCUUGUUGUUGCAUAAAUAAGAGAAUUCACAGGACUCUUGCAUCUGGGUCAGAGCCUGAUCUGAGUGGCCGAAGCACCAGUAUUGCAACGUGAUCCAGGGUCACGUUCUCUGGACUGUUACCCAAAGCCAGCAACUUUUUAAACAUUGACUGGGUGAAAGUCAGUCAGAAUCGGUGAGAGUGAAGCCUCAUGUAUCAGUCUGACUUCUCCAUUACUAGCUACAGCCUGUGUAAGCUGUCUAUCUGCCUGUCGACACGGCUCUACACACCUCCCCUCAGUGAGCAUAUCGAUACCCAUCGCGGGGCUUUUCCUUCCUCCGGCACACUCAUCUCGCUGUGGUUUACCUGAUCUUGUUCUGCGCGCAGAUGGUGCCUGGGCUUUGCUUUUAAUAUCGUAAACCGCAGUGUUGCUAGACCCUUUUCACACUGACUGCAAGACCAUGCAUUUACUUACGUGGUGACACGUAUUAGGCAUGUGUAACAUAUUAUAGACAGUAUUCAUGCAACUCAUGAAUAUAUGGGUGCACAUUUUUAUUUUUUUAUUUUUAGGGCUUUGUGAAGUAGCUUCUCACCUUUUGAAAGAUGUUUGUCCGCCUUGUUACAUGUUAUUCACACAUGGGUAGGUUGAGCACAAAACUAGCACUUCAUAUUCAGUCCAUCGUACUGAUGUUUUUAUGUUUAUAACAGUUAGAGGAAACUGUUUUCUCACCGUUACACAGAACUUGAAGAGACUUCUACAGAUUUAUAUUUAAUAUGUGAUGUGUAUUGCAUGAAGGACUAUAGUGCUAGGGACUCAAAGAUGACUGUUAUUUGAAACCUUUUUAGAGUAACCUGAAUAUUUAGCACUUUUAAAAAUUUAUUUUUAAUUUACCGAAAUAAACUUUUUUUACACAUUCUUUUUGUUAGACACACACAUAUACAUGCAAAUAUAUAUGUAUGAACAACUUAUAAAUCCAACUUGUGCUUGGGCUUGGAUGUGAUGCUGACAGGUGUUUGUGUGAAUAGCGAUUGAUAUCUUAUGCUUUACAAUGCACAGAAACAUGUUUGUCUGGCUUAACUGAAAGUUUGAUUUGUACUUGUAGGUGAACAAAUGUUUUUAACAAUAUGUUUGUGUGAUCUUUUAAAUAAAAGUUAUUCUAUAAGUGAA